GGUUAUUCAGAUACAAAUUUAAUAUUUUAAUCAAUAAAAUGUUUUCCUCCGUUUUAGGUUGUAGUUGUGGUGAUAAUGAUAACUCCAAGGUAGACGUUAUACAAUACGACGAUGGUACUGUGGAGAGCAUGGAAGCGGGCCAGCCCUUCCCAACCUCGGACCAGAUCUGGGGAAUGAUGGGCACUAUUCUGGCCAUUGGAGCAGUUUGGAUGAUAUUCACAAGGAUCAAACGCGGCCGCAAGGCUUCUCCGCAUCCACCACCACUCGCCGCCCGCGAGAGCGACAAGCAGCAACCUCUCGAAGCCCCGCGCCCCUCCCCGCUCAAACAGACCGAUACACAAACCUCGUCGUCCCCGUGCAACAAGCGUUGUAAAUAA
This is a messenger RNA of Cydia fagiglandana, 377 nucleotides long. RefSeq lists its product as uncharacterized. The coding region runs from base 39 to 377 and encodes 112 amino acids. Lineage: Eukaryota; Metazoa; Arthropoda; Insecta; Lepidoptera; Tortricidae. The record is from RefSeq and is a predicted model, not a curated record. The transcript is spliced from 2 exons.